Messenger RNA from Westerdykella ornata, 1515 nucleotides. RefSeq lists its product as uncharacterized. The transcript is spliced from 4 exons. The record is from RefSeq and is a predicted model, not a curated record. The coding region runs from base 112 to 1194 and encodes 360 amino acids. NCBI's taxonomy places the organism in Eukaryota, Fungi, Ascomycota, Dothideomycetes, Pleosporales, Sporormiaceae.
GUGCCCGUCGUACGUCUGCCGCUGGGCACCCAAAAAUCCAACAAACCCCAACCUCAUCCGUGAGACCCUCGCUCCGUCCGUCACAGUCUGCCCAAAAAUGCAAAAGCGGCCAUGUCGGCAACGUCGUCGGAGUUGACCUUCAUCUUCGGCCCCAACAAGACCUUUUUCUUCGACAGCCCGCGGACAUGGAAGUAUUACAACAUUCCCGCGACCCUUCGGCAGCUGUUCAACAGCUCCAUGAGCCCCGGAUGGCGCAUCGCGCAGCCGUUUUGCCUCGCGCUGGGCCCGCAGAUCAACUCGCCCGAGCCGAUUUGGUAUGUGUCUUGUAGGGUGUUGAGUGGGGAGGAGAAGAUUUUCUACUCGCAAACCUACUUCGACUUCAACUACCCGGACCUCGCGGCCUGGACAAAGCGCAUCCCCAACGCGCCGCGAGCAUGCUUCGUCACGUUUGGCCCGGGUCUCUCGUACUUUGGCUGCGCGCAGGGCCACGGCUCCGUCUGGGCGGGCGUGAGCUCCGAGUUGACGGAUAAGGUGCAGAAGGCAUACGACACGCCGUCGUCCGCUGCGCUGGGGGUAAAUGGCGCGUGGUUCGUCAUGUGGCCGGAUGGCUACUUUGCGUGGAAGUUUUAUGGGGCGUAUGAGGGGUUGGAUAGGGAGCUGAAGGGGGCCGAGCCGAGAUCUGUUGCUUACGUCGCCAUCUCACCCUACAACAAGGAGCACUACUUCAUCGCCUACAAAGACCGGACCGUCAAGUACAACUUUGCAGGCUGUCCGGAAUGGAUACCGCAGAUCCAGGAGGUAUUCAAUGAAUGGCAGGCCGAGAUAUUGCAGAGGCAAGGCAUACAACGACCGCCUCCCGUGCCUCCCGUUCCCCCGCAGUGGAAUCAGUACCUCGCCAGGCCAGAUCAACCCACCUAUGUAGCAGCGCACUAUGCCAAUGCGGUCCCCCCUCCGCCUCAGCAAACCCCUUACAAUCCUCAUGUAGUGCUGCCGCCGCAGCAGUUUGCCGUGGAGUUGCCGGGAACGAUGCUGGAGCCUCCGCCACCGCCUGUGGCUGCGAGACCGGCUUCCAUCAUGACGUCCGCUAGUAAACGGAAGAGGCUCUUCUCCAGGAGAAAGAGCAACCCAUCGCUUGCUGCUGCUCCUGCGCACACAGCUUCCACCGAAGGGAGUCAGACAUGUAGUGUCAUGUAAACGGGAACGAGUAGGCGUUUGCGGGGCUAAGGAACUAAGAUGAGGUUCCACUACAUCUGUUUGCUUGCUUGCGCUCUGUUUAUUUUGUUGACUACUACCUACUUUUACUUAUACCCCGACUGUUCACCUGCUUUUUCCAUACUCUUCAUCGUUAGCAAAUUCUCCAGCGUUCCUGCGUAGUCGCGUCUUUCACCUUCACGUCGCCACCGCCUGCUCCGCUGCGCACUUGGUGUUGAGGAUUCAAAAUACUUCUCUACCAUCACCAGCCACCUCGUGUUCCCCAUGCUAUCCAAAAGUAGCAAACCAGCAUCUGUAAGUCAA